Molecule: messenger RNA, 1002 nt
Organism: Penicillium argentinense
Lineage: Eukaryota; Fungi; Ascomycota; Eurotiomycetes; Eurotiales; Aspergillaceae
Exons: 1
Coding region: 1-1002 (333 amino acids)
Source: RefSeq, a predicted model, not a curated record
AUGUCGAAGCGAAAAGCUCCUGGUGACCGCCUUUUUGAGCGAGGAUAUCGCGGCGCGAAUCCGCAGCUCUUCAAAUCUCAGCCCAGCCCGGAAUGGGAAAAUCGUGGACUUCUCAACAAGACUGCAGACCUCCAUGAUUCGAACAGGUUUUUCUACGAACUUCCGGUACCGCAAUCGAUCUUGGCUGAGAGCAAAGGGGUACCCACCGUAUAUUACGGAGACAACGCACCGCUGCCCCGAUGGCGACUUGUCCUGGAUCCGACCGAUCCCACCGACCAAGACCAGCAGAAGGAUAAUAUCAGAACACUCGAAGGGAAAACCAUCAUUGACGGAGUGACCCAAGAUGGCCACCCUCGAUCCUUUGACCCGUCCAUUGGACUCGGGGGCUUGCAAUGGGAAUUCGAUGAGCUCCCCUUGUCUCAGAAUGCACCUGCCGAGGGAGCGUCGAUGUUGCAUGCAGUAGCACAUCGAUGUCUCGCAGAAGCGAUGCUGAAUCCAAUUGCUCGCCAGCAAAUGUCACGGGAAAUCGCCAACGGGCCUCUCUGGCCCAAGGUGUGCAAUGUGGCGGAUCCACUGCCAGCUCCUCCGCCUGAACCACAGCCCAACCUGCUGCCACCCAUCCCAAAAGUUGACAAGGGGCGCUAUCUUCACCCAAAUUACCAACGCGACAGUCUGAAUGUCAGAGCGAAAGGCUCGGGCCAGGCCCCAGGAACGGAGCCUAGCCUCGCUGACCGAUUGUUUUUUCACCAGAAAGGCACACAGGGACCUUUACACCAAGCCGACCCUCUGAAGAGUCUGGAAGUGACGAACUCGAGAGAAGAGGGACCUCAGACCAAGAAGCGAAAGAAGGGCAAAAGCCCCGGUGAGCUUGAAGCUCAAAAAGAGAGCCGAACGGCAAAAAUUGGUGAGUAUAAGUGCGUUUGGUUUUGUGUGAUCUUACUAGUUAUGAGCAUGUUCCUGUGCCUCUUUCUGUAUUCAUUCGGGGUUAUCAAAGUGGUGUAA